Lachancea mirantina is the source of this 2328-nucleotide messenger RNA. The record is from the annotation of a GenBank genome assembly. NCBI's taxonomy places the organism in Eukaryota, Fungi, Ascomycota, Saccharomycetes, Saccharomycetales, Saccharomycetaceae.
AUGGUCGAGUUAGAGCAUAUUCCGGCUCUCUUUCCGACUUCGGAAGAAUUUCGGGACCCGAUUAGAUUUUUAUCAGAACCUGUGGCUCAAAGAUUGGGCAAACGUUAUGGUAUGGUCAAGCUGGUGCCACCAGCGGAUUUUAAACCUCCUUUGUCUAUAAAUGAAGACAUUUUCAGGUUUAAGGCUAGGUUGCAAAAUCUAUCUGAACUUGACAUUUUGAACCGUGGAAGACUUUUCCUCAUGCGACAGCUUGACAAUUUCCAUAUGAUUGGGAAAAGGAAGCGAACAGCUGCUUUUCAGCAGCCGUUCGUGGAGCAAGAGGGCCAAAAAGUGCACUUUUACGACGUUUUUAUCGAAGUUGUGAAAUAUGGGAGUAAGAGUCCAGAGCUGGACACAUCAGAGCUUAAGAGUUCAAAAAAACGAAAAUUCGCUACUGGAUUUCUCCCAGAAUCGUCUACAAGUGGUCACGAAUUGACUUUGACCCCAUUGAAAGAUAUCAAAAGUGAUAGCAGGCUCUGGAAACAUGUGGCAAAGAUGUCAGGUACAUCUGCUAAAGCCGCAAAACUUGUAUUUGACGACUAUCUCGCGCCGUACUACAAUUACUUGCAAAGAAAGAGUCAACAAAGCCUUGAGAAGGGCCCAAACAAAUCGUGGCUAACACAGCUUGUGUACGAUGAAAAAUACCCUAAAUCGCUGCUGAACGAUGCCGAGAGCGACGACGACGAAGAAGAGGACUCUGAAGCUGGUUGCUAUAUUUGCAAACGCAACAGUCAUGGAAGUAAAACCAUUCUCUGCGACUCCUGCGACAAGCCGUUCCACCUGUUUUGUCUCAAGCCAGCACUUGAACAAGUGCCAAAAGGCAACUGGAUGUGCGACAACUGUGUGGUGGGGAAUGGCUUUUACGGGUUCAAAGAGGAAAAAGAAUGGUACUCAAAGAAUGGUUUCCGUGAAAGGUGUCUGAGGUUUGACGAGCGAAUGUGGCCAAACGGCGACAAGCUAGAAGAUUUAGAUCGAUUAGAGCAAAUGUUCUGGGAAAGGGUGAAAGAUAUUGAAAAACCAAGUACCAUACGUUAUGGUGCCGAUAUUCACAAUGAGGGUCCCGGUGUAAUGACAGGCUUUCCUACGAAAGGUUACGUGCCCCCGUCUAUUGGUGAAAACCCAAAAAGUCUGAGUGAAUAUCUCGACUAUACUUCUCAUCCCAUGAACUUGAUGAAUCUUCCUCAAGCUAGAGGUUCUUUGCUUUCGCUAUUUGGCAAGAAAAUUUCUGGUAUGACAAUACCAUGGAUUUAUAUCGGUUCAACGUUUUCCACCUUUUGCUGGCAUUUGGAAGAUCAAUACACAUUGAGUGCUAAUUAUCAACAUGAAGGCGAUCCCAAGAUUUGGUACAGCAUUCCUGAAAGUUCGUGCAGUAAGUUUGACAAUCUAAUGCGCCACAUUGCCCCGGAUAUUUUGGAAAAACAACCAGAUCUACUCCACCAGCUUGUCACUCUGGUUGCACCCUAUGAUAAAAAAUUCCAAGACGCUGGAAUUUCUUGCUACAAGGCCAUUCAAAGGCCAGGCGAAUAUAUCAUUACAUUUCCAAAGUGUUAUCAUGCUGGCUUUAAUUCCGGCUACAAUUUCAACGAGGCGGUAAACUUCACUAUUAACUCCUGGUUGCCCUAUGGUCUCGAAGCUACUUACGACUAUAUCAGGAGCGGGAAGCCAUGCGUUUUUGACAUGAAUGAACUCAUGCUUAAUAUCAUCACGUCUUUUCUCCGCGGCCAGACCCAUUUUGACAAUAGCUUUAUCAGAAUAUGCUAUUCCGAACUAUUGCACUCAUUUAACCUGGAGAUGAAGUUGCUAGAUCAGUUGAACUUAGAUCCUGACAUCAUUAAGGUUGUAAGUUCCUCUUCCUCACCAGACAAAAGUCGUGUGGCUGAAAGAACGGCCGAGUUUUCCGGGAAUAACGACGACGACGAGUCUCAAGAAGGCGACGAGAACGAUUCUGACUCUAACAGCGAGAGCAGCGAUGACGACGGUAUUUUUUGUUCGCAGUGCCGGACCAUCUGUCCAUUUACAUUCGUGGUGCACUACAACAACAAAAAUCGUAAACGAAGACGACUAAGAACUAGAAGCUUCGCGGAAUGGAAUUUGAGAGCUUCGCAAGACGAAUUCAAGAUUCUCUGUCUUCGAGAUUAUUCCCAGUAUUUCUCCGAUACCGAGCUCGACGAUAAAAAUAAAAUGGACAGCAAUCAAGAUAAAGAUGAGGUACAUUUCGUUAAAGACCUAACAUCCAUAAGACAGACGCUAAAAGAAGCUCAACGUAAAAUUGAUGGCGUAGGAAGGUGA